UUUCUUAUUUUCGACGCAUUUCUGGUGUCGUAUUUUCGUUGAUUCCCCUAUUAGAGAUGGGAGUCCUCUACUCUAGUCUCCAUGGACUCUAUGCUAACAGUCUGAGCAGGCUAAACAUGGAAAUGUCGUGUGUCCAACAAAUAGUUUCUGAUUAAUUAUUGGGACUGUUUAUUACGUUUGUUCAAAUGAUGGCUGUUGUUGACAAUGAUCAAAAAUCAAUUUUCUCGCAGAUAGAAUUUGCAUUUCCCAUUCUUAAUCAGCAGCUACAAACUAAAUGCACUGAUGACCAAUUUGCUAAAAUAGUCAAUGACAUAAAAGUCUUGAAUAUUGCGCCACGUGUGGACCGUCUCGUAUUUCAAAGUAUCGAACAGUUUAUACGAUCAAACGUUGCUCCAGUAUUUUGGAAAGAGUUUACUAAUGUCACUGAAGAGGAGUAUGGAUUUGAGCGCUUCAAAAAUGCGGUUGAUGGGCUUUAUUCAAAUCUUUCGGAGUUUCUACCAUUGCUCAAGAGAUUGCAAGUAUUGCAAGCACAGUGUGAGAUUGCCAAGUAUUUAGGACAUAGUCUAUCUAAUGUUCUUGGAAGGUUUAAUCUAACAGUCAGAUCAACUCUACUGAGCCAACUUCCAUUUGGGCAUGAAACAAUCAUCAAACAAUUUUACAAGAUUGCUUUCAAUGUAUUUUGCAAUACUGAUUCUUCAAUACAUGGUAAUUUGUUAGGUGAUGGUCCGCAGAGCCAAUGUGGAGGCUGUAAAUAUGAGUUAGAAAAUUGCCAAUGUCAAUUGAUAGUAUUCAUGUUCCAUGAAACAAAUAGAAAACUUAUUGAAUUGGAAUUGCUUGAGAGACUCGUAGGAAAUGUGUUAACUUUAUUGAUACAUAUACGAAUCGAAAGUCAUGUCAGGAAAUCUUGCGAAGGAACAUUUGAUGUCUCACAAUUGGAACUACUAGAAAAUUGGCUUGAAACAGUUGUCAUGAAUUGGCUUACAAGAAUUUAUUCUGGUGGAUCAUCAAAAUCAGUUGCUCUAAGUCAGCCGAUUCGCGAAGCGAUAAGCAAAUUCAAGCAGAAGCUACUACAUUUCUUAUAUGAGACUUACACAAAAAUCCGAAUUGAGCAAUUAUUUAAUAUAAUAAUAGAAUAUCCUGAUUCUCAGCCAGCAAUAGAUGAUCUUCGAAUUUGCCUGGAGAGGACUGAUUUACGAAAAGUUCUUGUAGAAACAUUGCAGGAGGCAUUAAAAACAAGACUGUUACAUCCUGGUGUUAAUACACCAGACAUAUUGACGGCCUAUAUUGCAGCUAUAAAAGCUUUAAGACAAUUGGAUCCAUCGGGUGUCCUUUUAGAAACUGUCACUGAGCCAGUCAAGGUAUAUCUGAGAAGUAGAGAAGAUACUGUAAGAUGUGUCAUCAGUGGAUUGCUGGACGAUUCACCAAGUGACUUAGCAGACGAACUGAUCAAAGGCGAAUAUUUACAGCUGGAUGAAGGAUCUGUGGAAGAGGAAGAUGAAAAUUGGGAAAAAUGGCUACCAGAUCCUGUAGAUGCUGACCCUUGUAAAUCAACUCAGCGUCGAAUGUCUGACAUUAUUUCAAUGCUGGUAAAUGUAUAUGGGAGCCAGGAUUUAUUUGUAAACGAAUAUAGGACUCUAUUAGCGGAUAGACUACUCUCCCAAUUGAAUUAUCACACAGAGCGUGAAAUUAGACAUUUGGAACUAUUAAAAAGACGUUUUGGAGAAAAUCAAUUGCAUUAUUGUGAAGUCAUGCUGAAAGACGUAUAUGAUUCUAAGAGAAUCGACGGGAAUAUCCAAUCGGACACAAGUUAUACGCUCGAGGAACAAUACUUCUUAACGAGUGCACUUAUUCUCUCAGCCCAAUUUUGGCCACCAUUCAAAGAAGAAUGGAAACUUCAGCUACCGAAAAAUGUACAGGAACAACUGGCGAAGUAUGUAAAAGCUUUCGAGGCUUUAAAAGGAAACAGAACCCUCUGCUGGAAGCCGCACUUGGGUAAUGUUCAUCUUGAGAUUGAACUGAAAGAACGAAAAUUUGACAUAAACGUCACUCCUAUUCAUGCAACUAUUAUUUUACAUUUUCAAGAUAAAAACGAGUGGGCAGUAGAGGAACUAGCUGAAGUGAUGCACGCACCAGCCACUGUAAUACGACGCAAAAUUACAUUUUGGGUGUCUCAAGGGUUACUCAAGGAAACAACGACUGAUGUUUUCGUCCUGCAAGAAGAAAAUGCCGUUAAAAACCGUUCAGUAACAGAAUCAAUAGUUGAAGAAGAGGAAGUUGAGAGCGCCAUGGCUUCAGCUAGUGAUCAGCGCGAAGAAGAACUUCAAGUCUUUUGGUCUUACAUAGUCGGGAUGUUAACUAAUCUAGACUCAAUGCCACUAGAUAGGAUACACCAAAUGCUUAAAAUGUUUGCUUCCCAAGGACCCGGUGCUGUGGAGUGCGGGCUACCGGAAUUGCGUCACUUUUUAGACAGAAAAGUCAGGGAACACCAGUUACUCCUAUCCGGUGGACUUUACAGACUUCCAAAGUCUUGAAUAACUGAAGAAGACUGAGAAAUUCUUAUCAUGGUCAACUAUUUAAACUGAUAAUCAUUUUCUUUCGAAUAAUUACGUCCUCAAUGAUUAUGUCAAGGUCUUUCAAAAUCAUUUUCUUUUGCGAUAUUCUGAUAACGUCACUCCCCCUCUUACGUUGUACUAGUAUCGGUUUUAUCAUAUUAACGAGGGCCGAACUUUUUAUUUUAUCAGAUACAAGAGAGCCAGAGUUAGUCAGAGAAUGCGUAUAUCUGUCGCUAUUAUUAAGUGUGCUAUCGACGAUAUCAAUAGAUUACAAAUUUAAUAACGUGCGUAAGGUAUCCACCAAGGCUGUAACCUAUGCGUAAGAAUAUAAAGCGUAUCCUUGACAUUUUUUCGUCCUGGUGUAAUUUAAAUGGCUCUUUCAAUAUUUAUUAGGCCGUUGAGUGUCAUCCUUGGUAUAUCAGGUUUGGUAAGCAAUUACAUAUCAGUGAUAGAAAGACAAGGGUAAUAUUGAUGAGAAUGUGAAUAAGAAUGAGAGGAAGUGUCUGUUCGAAUUGUUUUUCUAGAUACAAGGACUGAUAUUGGGUGCUGUGGCAACAUUGGCUUUGUUAACACAUCUCUGUAUUAUUACUGUAGAAUCGAAUAAUUCUGAAAUACACUUUUUCCCUCUUAUGGUGGGAAUAUACUUUCAAGGUA
Molecule: messenger RNA, 3206 nt
Organism: Cephus cinctus (wheat stem sawfly)
Lineage: Eukaryota; Metazoa; Arthropoda; Insecta; Hymenoptera; Cephidae
Gene: morula
Product: anaphase-promoting complex subunit 2
Exons: 8
Coding region: 186-2531 (781 amino acids)
Biological process (GO): ubiquitin-dependent protein catabolic process
Cellular component (GO): anaphase-promoting complex
Molecular function (GO): ubiquitin protein ligase binding
Source: RefSeq, a predicted model, not a curated record